CGCGGUUCUGACAGGGCGGGCAGAGCCCAGUCUCCUCCUCUGCCGACCCUCCCGCGCCUGGGGGCUAGGCGCCAGUCCGUCAGGCCGGGUGUAGAGAAUAUCUCAGUGGUAGCUACAGUUCCACCUCUGGUCUGGCUGCCAUGUAUCAUGGGCAAAUAGCUAGUAAAAGGCCCUCUAAUCCCACGCAGAUGUACCAGCAACCUCCAAGGCUUCUCAUUGUGCAUAUUGCUCUACCAUCCUGGGCUGACGUCUGCUCCAACCUCUGUGAGGCUCUGCAGAACUUUUUCUCUCUAGCCUGCAGCUUGAUGGGCCCCAGCCGCAUCCCUCUCUUCAGCUUAUACAUUGUACAAAAUCAGCACGAGUGCAUCCUCCCUUUUGUGCAAGUGAAAGGGAACUUUGCUAGGCUGAAGGCUUGCAUCUCAGAACUCCGCAUACUGCAAACAGAAGGUUGUUUCAGACCACAAGGCAUUUCUCUGCAGCUGGCAAUACAGGAUGGGCUCCAGCAGUUCAAACAGUACAGCAGACACGCAAGCACAGGUGCAGCUCUGACCUACAGUUCCCUGGAGAUUACCAUUCUGACUUCACAGCCUGGAAAAGAGGUGGUCAAACAGUUGGAGGAAGGAUUGAAAGAUACAGACCUAGUCAGGAUCAGGAAGCUUCAGGUGGUUGAGAUCACAAAGGGAGCCCUAGAAUGUAUGAACUCAGCAUCCCCUGUUGAAGAGCCCAGCAAUGAGGAGAGUCCUAUCCUGACAACUGACAUUGAUCUUCAGACUAUAGACAGUGAUAUUGUCAGCAUGGAGAUUUUCUUCAAAGCCUGGCUGCAUAACAGCGGAACAGAUCAAGAACAUGUUCACCUUCUUCUUCCUUCACGGAGUAUCAGCAACAUUUCCAGAACCAGAGAUGAUUCAAUGUGCCUGAAAUGUGAUCUUCAAGAGCGACUUCUCAGCCCAUCCCUACUCCCUGGAACAGCUGAUGGCUCUUUGAGGAUGGAUGACCCCAAAGGAGACUUCAGCACCCUCUACCAGAUGGUUUCCCAUUCAUCAGCCUCUUGUUACAAGCUCCGGGUGAUCAAGGCUCUAAAAUCCAGUGGGGUCUGCGAAUCACUGACCUAUGGGCUCCCCUUCAUCCUCAGACCCACAAGCUGUUGGCAGCUGGAAUGGGAUGAGCUGGAAACAAAUCAGCAGCAUUUCCAUGCUUUGUGUCACAGCCUGCUGAAAAGAGAAUGGCUGCUAUUGGCCAAAGGGGAGCCCCUGAACCGAGAAGACAAACUGAGAGAGCCCACUAGCACCUUCUACGUGAUCCUGCCGUCUCCCUCUCCCACUCUGCUGGUGAAGGCAGUGGCCACUCGGGAACUGAUGCUGCCCAGCCCUUUCCCCCUGCUACCUGAGGACAUGCCUGCUGAUAGCCUUAAGACUGUGGAGAGCAUGCUUGAUGACCUGGAACUAGAAUCCACCUACAACCCCUUGCAAGUUUGGAGCCACCUGUACUCACACCUGAGCAGCACCUUUGCCAACCCUCACAGCCGGUUCCACCCAAGCUCCAAGAGCCGAGCUGUGAGAAAGCAUCCCUACAAGGCUGAGCCUUUGCAAAUAAAUCGAGUGCGAGCCACAGUGGCCCCUCUGCCUAUGACUCCAGCCCCUGGCAGAGCCUCCAAGAUGCCAGCAGCCAGCAAAGCUUCCUCGGAAGUCUUCUUCCAGCCUUCUGUGGAAGAGGAGGAAGAAGAGGCAGAUGAGGAGCAUCCCUCAGGGCCCUAAGUCUCUGGCGCCGUAGCCCAACUGCCCUGCUAAAGCGCGUCCAUGCCAAGGCUCCAGAUCUGCCCCACAGUGGCUUUCUCUGGCGACUUGCCUUCUCUCCACCUGACCCUCUGUGAGCUCCAGGCGACUGGGAAACAGAGCCUCCCCUCCUCCGCCUUCAGUGCUUUCACCACCCCACUCCUCAGGCCAUGAGGAGACACAUCUGACCCUCUUCUUUCUCCAAGAAGGGACUUAUUUUUCCUUUGGAUCAUUUGAUACUGUUGACACAAAUGAAGAAUAAAUACCCAAUGGGUCUCCACCAUUGUUAGGAGCAUUCCCAGAA
This is a messenger RNA of Odocoileus virginianus texanus, 2076 nucleotides long. The record is from RefSeq and is a predicted model, not a curated record. NCBI's taxonomy places the organism in Eukaryota, Metazoa, Chordata, Mammalia, Artiodactyla, Cervidae.